Molecule: messenger RNA, 3873 nt
Organism: Melopsittacus undulatus (budgerigar)
Lineage: Eukaryota; Metazoa; Chordata; Aves; Psittaciformes; Psittaculidae
Gene: FZD10
Product: frizzled class receptor 10
Exons: 1
Coding region: 1033-2790 (585 amino acids)
Biological process (GO): canonical Wnt signaling pathway; non-canonical Wnt signaling pathway
Cellular component (GO): plasma membrane
Molecular function (GO): Wnt receptor activity; Wnt-protein binding
Source: RefSeq, a predicted model, not a curated record
CUCGGCCGGCGCCUUCUGCGGCCCGGGGCUCGCUAAACUUUGGGAGAGGGCAAGGAGAAGGGACGGGAGGACAGGCAGGAGGGAAGAGAAACAAAUGGGGCUUUUUCUAAUCUGUGCUGAUCAAGGAAAACCUGUAGGGGUCCUUAAGGAGGUUUCAAGGCGUUCCAAGUGAUUGGAAAGUAAUCACCGUGUCAACUUCACCUUUCUUAUGCAAAGUGGAUGUCGUAUGCGAGGCGGAUCCUGUACGGGGUUGUUUUUUAUGUUUUGUUUUUUUUCUUUCCUAUUUUAUUUCCAUCCUUGGACUCAGCUGCCCCUAAGCCCCAGCUGCUCGGGCCGCGGGAGCUCCUGCUAAGGCGAGGAGCGGAGCGGGCAGCGCUUACACACACGGGCCGGCCUAUUGCAAACCCAGAGAAGAGGGCGGCGAGAACGGGAAGGGGGGGUGGGAUUUAGGCCCCCCUCUGCAGUGGCUUAGAUAUUUCCUCCUCCUCCUUUAUUCUGCGCUCGGAUAAACCAAUCCCCACCUCUCGGCAAGAAAGUCCGGAGCAGUGAUCCGCUCUAGGGAAAGGAAAAUCCCCGGAGGAUCCCCUCUGGACCGAAACGCCGCCCGGGACGUAUUCAGUUUUGAAGCAGCGGUCGCUCGGUUCUGCCCAGACCCGAACUGCUCCGGCAUCGCUCUGCCCGUGCUCCGAGGACGCAGCGGCGAGAGGAGGAAGGGUGGUGGAAGGAUGGAUCGUAAAAGUGAAAGCCCAGGGAACAGAAAGUUGCCGGGCUCCCCGCAGUAAGUGCUGCGCAUCUGUGAACUGCGGGUACUUUCUCUUUCCCCGGCUCUUUGGGAAGUUGCCCUCCCGCCUCCCUCACUGCUUGGCCCGGGCUAUGGUGACCUGCGCGCCGCCGCCGCCCGCCUCCGAGCCCCCGCGGGCGGGCCGGGCCCGGUACCGGUGCCGCCCCGGGCAGCAGCCGCUCAAGUGACUCCGCCGCCGGGAGCCGAGCUCCGGCCGCACGCUUGGGGUCCGCGCCGCUGCGGCUGCCGCAAUGGGGCCGGCGGCGAGGACCGUCCUGCAGCCCCUGCUGGUGCUCUGCGGGCUGAGCGGCCUCUGCGCGGGGAUAAGCUCCAUAGACAUUGACCGCCCCGGUGACGGAAGGUGCCAGCCGAUAGAAAUCCCCAUGUGCAAGGAUAUAGGGUACAACAUGACAAGGAUGCCUAACCUGAUGGGACACGAAAACCAAAGGGAAGCUGCUAUUCAGCUGCACGAGUUUGCCCCCUUGGUGGAGUACGGUUGCCACAGCCAUCUGAAAUUUUUUCUGUGCUCCCUCUAUGCCCCUAUGUGCACAGAGCAGGUUUCUACACCGAUCCCAGCCUGCAGGGUUAUGUGCGAGCAGGCCAGGCUGAAAUGCUCUCCUAUUAUGGAGCAGUUCAAUUUCAAAUGGCCAGACUCCUUAGACUGCAGCAAACUGCCCAACAAGAAUGACCCCAAUUACCUUUGCAUGGAAGCCCCCAACAACGGGUCAGAUGAGCCACCGAGAGGAUCUAGCAUGCUGCCACCAAUGUUUCGGCCGCAGCGUCCCAGCAGUGGCCACGAUCUGCAGCAGCAUAAGGACAGUCUGAGCAGAACCUCCUGUGAAAAUCCUGGCAAGUUCCACCAUGUGGAAAAGAGUGCUUCCUGCGCACCUCUCUGCACGCCAGGGGUUGAUGUUUACUGGAGCAAGGAUGACAAAAAAUUUGCUGUCAUUUGGAUUGCCAUCUGGUCCAUUCUGUGCUUCUUCUCCAGUGCUUUUACUGUACUCACUUUUCUGAUAGAUCCUCAGCGUUUCAAGUACCCCGAGAGGCCCAUCAUCUUCCUCUCCAUGUGCUACUGCGUCUAUUCAGUGGGGUACAUUAUUCGCCUCUUUUCAGGUGCUGAAAAUAUCGCCUGUGAUAGGGACAAUGGCCAACUCUAUGUCAUCCAGGAAGGACUGGAGAGCACUGGCUGCACCAUUGUGUUCCUGGUUCUGUAUUAUUUUGGUAUGGCAAGUUCCUUGUGGUGGGUAAUCUUGACUUUAACUUGGUUUCUAGCAGCUGGGAAAAAAUGGGGGCACGAAGCGAUUGAAGCAAACAGUAGCUACUUCCAUUUGGCAGCAUGGGCCAUUCCGGCUGUGAAGACCAUCAUGAUCCUAGUUAUGAGAAGGGUGGCCGGAGAUGAGCUGACAGGGUUGUGCUAUGUUGGAAGCAUGGAUGUGAAUGCCUUGACAGGGUUUGUGCUCAUUCCUUUGGCUUGUUAUCUAAUCAUUGGCACUUCUUUUAUUCUCUCUGGUUUUGUGGCCCUUUUUCAUAUUAGGAGGGUGAUGAAAACAGGUGGAGAAAAUACUGACAAGUUGGAGAAACUUAUGGUCAGGAUUGGUGUCUUCUCAGUCUUAUAUACAGUGCCUGCAACUUGUGUGAUAGCUUGCUACUUUUAUGAAAGACUUAAUAUGGAUUAUUGGAAAAUUGUGGCAACUCAGCAGAAAUGCAAGAUGAACAACCAGACAAAAAAUUUAGACUGUAUGAUGAAUAACUCUAUUCCAGCAGUAGAAAUCUUUAUGGUCAAGAUUUUUAUGUUGUUAGUGGUGGGCAUUACUAGCGGGAUGUGGAUCUGGACUUCCAAGACCCUUCAGUCCUGGCAAAAUGUUUGUAGUCAAAGAUUAAAGAAGAGGAGCAGGAGAAAACCUGCGAGUGUUAUCACAAAUAGCGGCAUCUACAAAAAACCUCAACAUCCACAGAAAACUCACCUCGCAAAAUACGAAUCGACAUUACAACCACCUACUUGUGUGUGACCAGGUUUUAGAAAAGACUUUAUCUCACCUGGCAGACUUAUAAAUGCCCACAGUAGCAGCCAGAAACUAAACAAGUAAAUGGUGCUUUUUUUUCUCUCUCUCUCUCUCAGAACAGUUUAAUAUCUCAAGGCAAAAAAUGUAUCACGCUGAAUUCAGGACCUGGUGAGAAGCUGAAGGUAAAUGUACUCAUGGAAAGGUUUUCAGUGAAAGGAAUAUUGUGUAUUAAACCAGUCUCUUCUGUUAAUAAUCUGUAGUUAAGUACUUCAUCCAGCCCUCAGAUUUAUUUAAAAGAGAUGAAAACACCCUAUUUAACUUUUUCAUGUAGCUGAGCUGGAUUUCCUACAGGUUUCUGAGUAACAAGCUAUAGUCGGGUUUUCUGGAGCAAUGAUUUGGUUUUGAAAGUGCCCAGUGAGCAUUGUCUCUGCAGGGAAACUAAGGUCCCGAAGAGGCCUGUCCUCAGUGAGUGUGCUAUCCGGGAGAGCAACUCUGUGCUAACUUAGAGAAAGAGAGAAAUCCUUUACAGCUCAUCUCAGCCUAGUGAGUUUCGAGUGCCUAAAAAUAGGUUCAAUCUAUAAUGCUCACCAAUAUUCUUUCACUAAAAGAGAAACUUCCUGCACCAGACACAAACUUGUGAAUAAGAAUAAUGUGCAAUACAUUUUUUUCUUACUAUGACAUGAAAAGAGAAACAAGUAUUUUGCUGUACAUAAAGACAACAAAAGAAAUCUCUUAACAAAAGAACUAAGAGGUCUAGUCCUCAGAAACCCUUUAGUGUUACAUUUUGUGUCUUUUUAAUGGAAAUCAAGCCAAUGUUAUACACGUUGGGACUGAUUUGUGCAAAAAAAAAAAAAUGGGGGGAUCAAUUCAAAGAGACCCAAAGAGCUUAUUGACUCUUUCUAUUGUUAAACAAAUUCUCACUAUGAAUAGAUCAAGAAGCACUAGAUUCUGCAAAGGGAAGCUUUGUAUAGAGUGAUGCUCUUUACUGUGCUGGGGUGCACAGUGUGUGCUGUAUAUAUUUGUAAUAUACAAUUAUUUUUCAUGCUCCACUAUUUUAUUAAAAAUAAAAUAUGUUCUUUAGUUUGAUAA